UUAAGGACAACUAUAACAACUCUGUUAUUGUCCUCCAAACACAGAAACAAAGCACAGUUUUAAAAAAAAAUCAUGCAAUUACAUCAUAACAUCUGUCCAGCCUUUUAAAGACAAACAAAACUCAAUGUUGGUGGUUGUUAAUUCUGCAUGUUUCCACCCAUUACAUUAAUCUACACAGACACUCCAUUCCCCCAGUCCUCUCACUGCUCCCCCUCUGUGAUCAUUAUAGCAGUUUAUUUCCUUUCAAUGUCACUUGCAGGAUGAUAUGGAUGAACACAUCAAGAUCCCUCAGUGUAUCCGUGCUCCUUUUCCUGUGGAGUUUCCUCUAACAUUGGACCAAUAAAACUCUUCACACUUGUCCAGAUUAAACUCUGUCCCCAUUUCACCAUCCAGGUUUCCAACUGGUCUGCAUCCAGUUCUGUCUGUAUGUUCACCAUCCACAACUGCACCAACAUUCAUGUCAUCAGCAAGCUGUUCAGCCCGUGUGUGUUUUAAUCUGAUCAGACAGAGGCCCCAUCACUGAUCACUGUGGAUACACUGGUUACAGAUCCGCAGUCAAAAUCAUUCUCAGUUCCAUCAGCCUGAAUCUUGCUACACAAUACACCCCAUUCAAACCCUCCCACACAGAGAAUCGAGGAAAGUUACAUAUUUAUCACAAGCCCAGAGUUGGAUUCAAUGGUCUGGUCUUGUUGCUCUGGAUGCCCUGCUGCAAAGUACAUUCAGAGUAGUUGAAUGUAACCAGGUACAUCAUCCCUGAGAUACCAAUAUACAACAUUGUGUCACAAACAAGAGAAAAUCUGUAGAUGCUGGAAAUCCAAACAACACACACAAAAUGCUGAAGUAACUCAGUAGGCCAGGCAGCAUCUGUAGUACAAAAAAAUACAGUCAAUGUUUCGGUCCAAAAACAUUUGGCAAGACUGGAGACAAACAGAGUUUGUCAAAGAGAGUGAGAGUUGAAAUGUGGGGAUAAGGGAGAGAGAAAACAAGGUGACAGGUGAAUGCCGAAAUGGUGGAAUGAAGUAAAGAGCUGGGAAGUUGAUUGGUGAAAGAGAGAUAAGGCCAUGGAAGAAAGAAAAGGGGGGAAGAGCACACGGUGUAGGUGAUGGGUGGGCAAGGCGAGAGAGGAAAAAGGGGAGGGGAAUUGGUGAGGGGGGCAUUACCAGACAUUCAAGAAUUUGACGUUCAUGCUAUCAGUUUGGAAGCUACCCAGAUAGAAAAUGUUGUUCUUCCAAGCUAAGUGUGGCCUCAUCGCAUUGUAUGAUUUUAUUUAAUUAAACUUGAUUUAAUCAAAGAGUUCAACUAUAAGAAUGAAACUGGAAGAAUUUUAUCCAUUUCCACUGCAUGAGAGAUUCGAAAAUACAGUGCGAAGUCCAACUCCCUCACAGUACCAGAGACUGACAGAUACAGAAUGAUCCCCGCACUCUCACACUGUACCAGAGACUGACAGAUACAGAAUGAACCACACACUCUCUCACACUGUACCAGAGACUGACAGGUACAGAAUGAACCCACACUUUCACACUGUACCAGAUUAAGACGGGUAGAGACAAUCUGUUGUUUAACAAAUCUGGACAACCCUCAUCACCACCUCAGCAGCACCACUUUGACCACUUUACACUGCAAUGGGAUCUUGUUGAAAUUCUGUCGCCUCUUUAUAAUUCAGUAGAACAUGUUUUUAUUGUGUGAAUGUUGUGUCUCCGAUACUGUGUGUCACUAAUCUGCUGCAAGCCAGUUGCAUAUGACAAUAAUCGAAUUUCACCCUCACUCAGAAAUGGGUCUCUCAUGCUGACAAUUGGAUCUUCGAUCUCCUGCUGCCAUAUUUCAUUACGUAAAUGUUUCAUAUUAUCAAGUGUGAGUUUUUCUCAUUCCAUCUGCUUUUCUAGCAGACACCAUAGGUCGAAUGGCCGAAUACUGCCCCUGUACUUUAUGGCCCAUUUUGUAUUUUAGAUUCCCCUCCUGCCGAAUGAACCGGCAGCGGCAACUCAGCAGAUCAACGCCAGUUCCCGGUCCACGGUGUUAGCCAAAACGACAACGGGCAGUGGAGAGAGUUCUGAUUGGUUGUGCUGUUCCUUCAGAUAGCCAAUCAAAUGAUAGGACUGCAUGAAUCGUUUCUUCAAAUAGCCAUUGGGAAUUCAAAGCAUUGCCAUCCCUCAUUAGCAUACUGUUCUGGGUGCUGCCUAUUUAGUUUGGGCUCCCGGCCAGUUCUGCUUAUUUCUGGGUCUGAAACGGACGGACGGAAUGCAUGAGCCAGCGAAAUCCGCUCCGAAGAAGGGCGCCAAGAAAGCUUUGCCCAAACCAGCGGGUAAGGCAGGGAAAAAACGCACGAGGCUGAGGAAGGAGAGUUACUCCAUCUACAUCUACAAAGUGAUGAAGCAGGUUCACCCCGAUACUGGCAUCUCCUCCAAGGCCAUGAGCAUCAUGAACUCGUUCGUCAACGAUAUCUUCGAGCGAAUCGGGGGCGAGGCUUCCCGCUUGGCCCACUACAACAAGCGGUCAACCAUCACUUCCCGGGAGAUCCAGACCGCUGUGCGCCUGCUGCUGCCCGGGGAACUGGCCAAACACGCAGUGUCAGAAGGGACGAAGGCGGUGACCAAGUACACCAGCUCCAAGUAAA
Molecule: messenger RNA, 2614 nt
Organism: Hypanus sabinus (Atlantic stingray)
Lineage: Eukaryota; Metazoa; Chordata; Chondrichthyes; Myliobatiformes; Dasyatidae
Product: histone H2B 1/2-like
Exons: 1
Coding region: 2239-2613 (124 amino acids)
Cellular component (GO): nucleosome
Molecular function (GO): structural constituent of chromatin; protein heterodimerization activity; DNA binding
Source: RefSeq, a predicted model, not a curated record